CGACAAUUUUCUGAACCGAAAGUAGGUCGAUAGCGAUGGAAUAAAGAUAAAUUUAAUACCAUACCAUCGAAUUGACAGAUGUUUUGACAGUUUUCUGUACACCACAUAUCGCUUCGUCACUCUUGUCUGCGGGUUUGAUAAGGAGACGAAUGAAGCCAUAAAGUUUGAGUAAGGAUGUGAUGGGGAGCCAGCAAAGUGGGCUAGGCGGCAAUCUGCUGCCAUCCACAUGUGUGCAGGGACGCCGCCGCAGCCUUCAACACCAGGUUGGUCGCUAUCGUUUGUUAAGCUUUGGUGAAUCUGAGACUGCCAGUGUUGGAAGUACAGGGAACACCGAUGAGGACGCAGCCUCCUUGCAAUCUGAGGAGGCUGAUAGUGCUUACAAUGAGUGGCUUAGUGACACAGCAGAACUUGAAAAUGUCAUCCUUUCAGAUGACAUAGAACAGCUUCAGAAAAUCUGUGAUGAAAAGAAGAUUGAUAUUAACAUUCAGUUGAAUGAUAAAGGAGAAACAGCAUUAAUACUUGCAGUGAAAUUAAGCAAAAUAGAAAUGGUGAAAACUCUCCUGCUUACGCCAAAUAUUGACAGAAAUUGCCUUAAUGUUCAGUACUUCUCACCUUUAGAUGUAGCAUUAGUGACAGCAUUUGACAACCGGCUUGAACCACGACAGACUGUGUGCUGGGAAAUCAUUGAGUGCCUUCUGCAAGUAGACGCGGAGCCCAGCAGCAAGGAUGCCAUGAUGUACAUUAUCAGAACAGCAUUAAAAUACUGUGAUGAAGAAUUUAUCUACAGACUCAUUUUAUUAGCCAAAGAAUUCUCCAACUCAACCAUGUUACAUGAGAUCAUGCUACAAAAGCUGCACAGACAUCAGCCUGUCUACAUUGAAAGUCUGGAUCCCUUUUUUAUCUGUAUUUCAGAAUUUACAAUCAAACUCCUCAAAAAUGCAAAUGGCAGCCGUCUGUGUGACAUUGUGAACUCUAUGAUCUAUUACCUGGACUCGUACUGGCACUGUAGAACGAACAAGAUGACCACGUUCCAGAAGUUGAUUCUAUAUGCUUCAGCAGCAGGCUGGGACUGGACCCCGCAGCAGAUGGACUACAUCAACAGGGUGUGUCCUUAUCUCCUAUCCCGCUGGUGCAAGAUCCAAAAAUUGUACCCUAUUUCCUUGAGUCACCUUGCCCGGAAGUCGUUUAGGCUCAACACCCAGAGCCCCGUGCCGGAGAGCCUCCUGAGUCUGCCAUACCGUGUGCCAGACGCCCUCAAGGACUACAUCAUGCUCAAGGAUGUGGACGAAUUUCUGGAUGGUGAUGAAAUCAACAUCAAGGACAUCCGACUGUAAAGUUUGCUCUUUUGCAGUUGUUUGAAACUGUAAAAUGUUUGGUGUCUUAUUCGGUGAAGUAACUUAGAAAGAACACUUUUUCAUUAAAAGGUUAAAGAUUAAAAGGAAAAAAGGAAUAAUUUGUGCAGUCCGUGCAGUCCGCUUUGAAAUGUAUAACUGAAGAGAGCUGCACAUUACAAAUAAACAAGCACACUAUGUUAAACUACAACAUUAAAAUUGGCAAUGCAGUUUCUUGUUAAAUUGUUGAUAACCUACAAGUUCAUUUUACAUAGGGCAUAUUCUUUCAGGAAAUCAUUGUUUUGUAACAUUUUAAGUGUCAUACAUAUAAUAAUAUAUCUAAGCAAUCCUUGUUUGUUGACCUGUGAUGACAGCAAAUAAUUCCUAAUGGGAAAUCACAAUACUAUGCGUUAAUGAUUUAGCAAUAAUUUCACGGAAGUAUUAAAAAAUCAAUUGUUAGCUGUAAGAAUUUUACUGUCGAUAUAAUGUACUUUAUAGUUUAUAAACUCUACGCAAAGCAAAUCAGUGUAAUUCUUUGAUCAGUAUCUAUUAUAUUUUAAGUGUGUUGUUUGUUUGUAGAGUACUGUAAACAUUAGCUCUUAUUUUUUUACGAGAAAAACUAUCUACAGUAUUAGAGUAAUUUUGCAAUCAAUUGUCUGUCAUAUUUCUGCAUAUUGUGUCUGUUUGAUAUAGAUCAAAAUUAUUGGUAUGGUAUAUUCUGCCAGUGUUAUUCCAGUUAGUUGUUCAUAUUUCACCAAGGGUAGUGACACCAGUUUUGGAGAACAGUAGUUCCAAAAAUGCCUUUACAGACUCUAAGACAUUCUCAUUUUAGUGUUUGAAUCCUUAGCAGAAGUUUGGUGAUCACUGUCAACAAUAUUGAGGCAUGUUACGAAAAGUGUAGAGCUUAGGUCAUGACUGUUGGCAAUAACUCUGAAGCACUCAUCAUAUGCAUUGAAAAUGGAGCAUAAUAUUCAUGUUGUACAUGUCAAAAUAUAUAAUUCAAACAUAUUUUCAUUUUUUUUCAUUUAGGUGCUACACAUAUACAUUGUCAUUUGUGUAUUACAUGUAUGUUUGUGAAGAAACUAAAUUCAUUUUCCAAUAGAUUUAUUGUAGAAUACCACUUUUUCCUGAAAUAUGAAUAAAAGACCUUAUUUGAAACUUGAUUAUUCUGGAUUUUCCCGUAAUUUCAACGUGCCAUGCAGUAAAAACAAUAAGAAAUCAUUAUAGAUUUAAUUUAAGUUUAAACUUGCUGGAAAAUGUUAAAUGUGAUUUCAUUUUAUAGAUAAUAUGCAUGUAGAAGAUAUAAAAGGCAACUCUAGGAUAUACAGGUUUCUACAGGUAGGGCAAACUAGAAUCCAGGAAAAAAUGAUAAGAUUGAGUUCCAAAUAACAACUGUUAAAAGCCAUCACACAUACUUCUAGUGCUCUGGCAAUUCUAAACCCACUUUUAUUGUUGAACAACAUCUAGGCCUAUAAUUCAAUGCCAUAUAUGUUUACUUUUUAGGGUUCCACUCAGGAAUGUACUUAAUACACACCCAUCACAUUUCUUUUCAUCACCUGUCAAUUAUAUAAGCUGUACCUAUGUAAAAAGUUAUCCUUAAAUUCAGCUUGUUAAGGGCUUUAAUUUCAUUUAGCCAUAGUACGUGAAGUGUUAGAAAUUUCCUCAUAUUUUUUAUAUAAAUUUACCCUAUUCAUAGCAUGAUUAACAAGCAAGCUGUGUAUAGUAUAUAUAGCUACAUAAAUAGCUUUGUUUAAAGUUAUAAUGUAUUUAUGAGAAUUUUAUAAUUUUGUUAAAUCUUUAAGACUUGUAUAUGUGACAGUUUUUAUGUUCUUAAAUCAAUAAAACUAAAAAUUGCUUAACUACUGUUUGCAAAUAAACAUUGCAAAGCAUACUCACCAAUUAGUUAAUAAAAGCACAAUGAAAAGGCCUUUUUGAAAAGGAGACAUAGUCAAUUUGUACCAAAAACUGAUUUCAGAUUUUCAGCACUUAAGAGCAUUAUUUAAGGCUUAAAUUUAUUUGGCUGGCUGAUGUUCAUUGUAGGAUACACUACUUCAUAUCAUUAUGAAGUGUAACGGAAAAUGUACUGGUUGCCGACGAUGUGAAACCAAUGUACAAUGGGCCAUUUCCAGGUGUAUAGCCUUCCCCAAAUUAGUUUUUUAACAGGCUUAAAAUGCUCCAUUUGAUUAAGAAUUCACUUGGUGUAUUUGGGUGGAGUAAAAGCCAGGAUCAUUCAACGCUCCAAAAACUUUGAAUGCUAAGUUUAUUUGCAAACAGUAUAAUUGUACUUACUAAUAUCAAGGACAAUGUAUGUUGGAAUUUUCAGCAAAAGUUCAUUAUUUUAUGUCAAAACUCCACUUAGUAUCUUGUGAAAGUGCUCAGUACUUAGUAUCUUUUGAAAGUGCUCAGUACUUUCAGUUGGUAUAUUUGUUUUGGUUCGUCUGUUUUAAGAUGAACAUCCAGGUAUUGUCACUAAGGUUUGGUAUUAUCAUUCAUAGUUGUCAUCCAACUUGUCACCAUAUAGCAAACACUUGUUUGGCAUAACAUGGGAACCAUUGAUGGAAAUUAUAUGAAAUUGGUAACUGUAACAGUGACUAUCCAGUCCCAUAAUUCUGACUAAAAUAUUGCACAUGUUAUACCCCUUAAUUUUACCUCGAAAAGCAGACAGAAUUAAUGUGAUUGUUGUGCUUUUGUUAACAUGCGGAUGUGUGUUUAUGUUAAGUUUAUCUGUUAUAUAGCUUUUUCAACCUCAGAUUAUUUUGUAUACUCCUUGAUGCUUUUUUGUUUUGAAUGCAAGCACUAUUUUGGCAUUAAACUGUUACAAUGACA
This is a messenger RNA of Mya arenaria, 4157 nucleotides long. RefSeq lists its product as uncharacterized. The coding region runs from base 180 to 1334 and encodes 384 amino acids. The record is from RefSeq and is a predicted model, not a curated record. The transcript is spliced from 3 exons. NCBI's taxonomy places the organism in Eukaryota, Metazoa, Mollusca, Bivalvia, Myida, Myidae.